AAGACUGUCCAGACGUUACUUUGGAUGCCGCGUUUAAAGAAAACCCAAGAAGCGACCCAGAUGGCUGUCCAGCGAAAGAAACUUGUGGUUGUCGGUGACGGCGCUUGUGGGAAAACGUGUCUACUGAUCGUUUUCAGCAAGGACGAGUUUCCCGAGGUCUACGUCCCGACUGUGUUUGAAACCUACGUGGCCGACAUAGAGGUUGACAACCAGCAGGUCCAGCUGGCUCUGUGGGACACGGCCGGACAGGAGGACUACGACCGACUGCGCCCACUCUCCUACCCGGACACUGAUGUCAUCCUCAUGUGCUACUCCGUGGACAACCCGGACUCGUUGGGGAACAUCUCCGAAAAGUGGGUCCCUGAGGUCAAGCACUUUUGUCCGAACGUGCCAAUCAUUUUGGUGGCCAACAAGAAAGAUCUGCGCAACGACGAGAACACGAAGAACGACCUCUCCCGGAUGAAACUAGAGCCCGUGAAGGCGGAGGACGGUCGUGCGAUGGCCAUGCGCAUCGGCGCGUAUGACUACUUGGAGUGCUCCGCCAGGACCAAAGAGGGCAUCUGGGAGGUGUUCGAGACCGCAACACGGGCUACCCUGCAGAAACGCUCCACACCGGGGGAUUGUUUCAAAUGCUGUGUGAUGCUGUGAGUCAACUGUGGAUUACGAGGUCUGGAGGACCUUUGCAGCAUACAAGACGUUUCCUUCCGCUGGGGGUCUGUGUUUGGACAUGCCGUCAGCUGAACCAAAACCAGUGACUGCAAAAGCAUUGUUCAGAGCACGAUUGCAUGUGGGUGUUGGUGUGUAAUGCACUGGUUUGAGCAUCUUCGUUCUGGGUUACACGAUCCUAGUCUGUUCGAAAAACAACAAACCACAAAUUGUUUCAUUAUAUUUGGAGAAGUUUAUCCUCUGCUCACUGAGUGUGGCCUUAGCUGAGGCUGGCUUGCAAGCCAAGACCUUUGGCUUGUAAAACCUGAUCUAUUUUUGUGUUUAAAGUAUUUUUUAUUUUAUUUUUUUACAUUAACUGUUUCACCGAAAAUCUGCACUCAGUAAUUUAUGUUUGAACUGUGUUGCAAUAUAUCUGCAUCGGGUUUGUGAAAUUGCACAUCACGGUAAUCAUUAUAAUUCAAAGAAAGUCAUAUGGUAUUCUGUAUAGUGUUUUUAUGUUGGUUUGGGUUUGUUUUUUCCCACUUAAAAUCAGUGUUUUUGAUUUAGGCAGUUGCCCAGGGUGACUGUAGGACAGGGUGGGUGAGGAACACAAGCACCAGAUAAAAGUCUUGAACAAGUUUUUUUGUUGCUUUUAUGUUAAUGAAGGAUUAGCAUGUCUUGCUGCUGAGAAUAGGUAGACUGUUUUACUUGAUUUGCGCAGAAUUACAUUGCAUUUUGCCCCAGAAUUUAGAUUAUUUCACAUAUCUUAAGCAGCUUUGGGGUCAACGGUAACACCGUGGUACUAAACAAAAAUGUUUAACACUAUCAAACUAAAAUGUACUUGCUAGCCAGCUCAUGACUAGUUUAUCUAUUCUGCAAGUAUGAGGAAAAAAUAUAGUAGCCUGCUUUCAGCCAGCUGAGCAGGAGUUUGUAGAAAAGCAUGUAAGGUAGGGACAGCUUUGCAUUACUCCUGGUUUCAUACAGCCAGUGCACUUUGUCUGAAAUCAAUUCAAGAGGACUUUGAAUUAUAGGAAAGUACUGACAAAUUUUAGUGGGUUUAGGUGUGUGUGUGUGUGUGUGUGUUUACUUUUUUUUAAUUUUUUUACUUUUUUGUUAAUUUUUUAAUACCCUGACAUCAGUAACUGACCCAUGCUUAGUUCAGCAAGUGUUGCCUUACAGCUUACUUAACCAAAGGUCUUUUAAAGCACAUACAGUAUAUAAAGGAGCUGCUUCGGAGGGUUUCAUGUCUGUUCACCCCUCCAUAGCGUUGUAUUUAUUGCUGUUUGGUCCCAUUCUCCUUCAAUUUAAUUUAGACAAAUGUUAUAUUUCUAAGGACUUUGUGUCACACCAUGUUUCCAUUAAUUGUGGUUCUGAUAUGCAUUUGUUCUGACUGACUAAUGAAAUAUGACAGAUUAUGAUCCCUGAUCAGAUCAAAAUACCACAAAGUGGCUUCAUGUGAGUAGAAUUAAUUUAUUUAGGCUGAGUAACCAACUUUUGUUUAAGUAAAUCAUAAUAGAGUGUUAAAACUUUUUAAUUAGAGCUUGACAGUAUAUUGUAUUGCAUUUGUGAUCGCCUUACUUGUGUGUGCGAUAGUGUUUAGAUCAACUAUUUGGCAGGCAGUAUUUUUUCAGGUGCCAAGUAUUUAAGUUGCACUUUUUGAUAAGCAUUUUUUAUUGGAUAGCUUGAAUUGACUUUUUAUUCUUGCACUGCACAAAGAUCUUAAUAAUGCAGACACUGAAGGUUUAGAGGUUGGAGGUGAUGAUGGGAAACAAUGUGGAAAGUGAGAAAAAUGUGUUUCUUUGUUCCUUUAUUGAUACUUCAGAUAUACCUUUUGCCAUGAAGCUCUACUUUAAAUUGUUAGUUGCCAAAGCAGGUACGAUCAAUGCCCCUGGCAUGUUUGUCUAAUAGUUCUUAUGCAACAUAGUAGGAAAAAACAAUUCCGUCAUGUUCCUGAAAAAAGGCCAAAAUACCUGACUUUUUUCAUGGUCUGUCCUGUAAAGGGCUAGUGUCAAGUUUACAGUAAUACCUUCAGAUUUUGGUCAUAUUGAUUAGUCGGUACAUAAUCCUGUUACUUUACAGCACAAUUAAACCAAGUUAUAUAUACAGUAGCUAAAGCCAAGCUUUUCAGGGUGAUUAUUCUGUUACUUUCCUAUUUAGAAGCUACUAUGAUGAUUUGGCAUCUUGUAAGGUGAUUUUCUUUUAGUAGUCACAGAAAUCCAGUUUUUAUUUUUAUUUUUGUGUGUGUCUGUUGCGGGGGGGUUCAGAUAAAUUGUAUUUUACAUUAACAAAGCACUUGAGUGUAUCAGUUUGUGUUUUUCAAGACUGAUUAUAUUUUCUCUGGUAACACCAGCCUGUACUAAGGUGUCAAAAUUAAAUGUGAAUCGAUAAACCUGCUGUAACACGUAAACUGCAUCAGGAGUAUUUUAAGUCACGAAACAGAAAUCUAAAUACCUUCCGUUGCGACUAUGAAUGUACUUUAAAUUUACUUGGUCAGAAAGCUCAUGGGAUGGAAUUUAAUGUAUCUGAGUUAACCUUCGGUUGUUGUGAAAUAAGUUCAGCUCAUCUGUUGCUCCACAUGUUGUGUAAUUGUCCUCUUGUGUGGUUGUGGGAGUGCUUGUUCAAAUAAAAGCUUUUUACAUCGAUUA
Molecule: messenger RNA, 3290 nt
Organism: Xiphophorus maculatus (southern platyfish)
Lineage: Eukaryota; Metazoa; Chordata; Actinopteri; Cyprinodontiformes; Poeciliidae
Product: rho-related GTP-binding protein RhoB-like
Exons: 1
Coding region: 25-648 (207 amino acids)
Biological process (GO): small GTPase-mediated signal transduction
Molecular function (GO): GTP binding; GTPase activity
Source: RefSeq, a predicted model, not a curated record